ACAGAAGACCCGGGCCCUGAAGCUUCUUUGAUUGGUUCUUUUAAGCAGGGAAGUUUGCCGGCGUGGUAGGCAGCCUCCCUCACAUUGGUGUCCCACGUACGCUCUUGUUUAGCCUUCCCGCUUCUGCGCAGCUCGACCCGGCCGAAGCCUUCAGCCUGCCCCCUUGUCUCUCUGCCCCUUGUGAACAGCAUGUCUGAUUACGGCGGUCUGCCGACAAAUGGAGUCGGUGCUGGGAUGAAAAAAGAUGCUUUUGCCGAUGCUGUUCAACGAGCCCGACAGAUUGCAGCUAAAAUUGGUGGAGACGGCGUUCCCUCAGUGAGCAACAACGGAGGAGCUGAGAGUUAUCCCUUCGCAGCACAGAAACGAUCCUUGGAAGAAGCAGAUGAACCUGAUGCUAAGAAGGUAGCAUCACAGAGCGAAAUAGAUUCUGCAUUGUCUAUCGGAGCUCAGCUCGCUACCCUGUCCCAACAAAGUGCCAGGCCCUCCACAAUGACAGAAGAGUACAGGGUGCCUGAUGGCAUGGUCGGCCUUAUUAUUGGCCGAGGAGGUGAACAGAUUAACAAAAUCCAGCAGGAGUCUGGCUGUAAGGUCCAGAUUGCACACGACAGUGCCGGUCUUCCAGAAAGAAGUGUUUCUCUAACAGGAGCACCAGAUGCUGUACAGAGAGCCAAGGCGCUCAUAGAUGACAUCGUGUCCCGGGGUCAUGAGACAAGCAAUGGGCAGGCAGGUUCCAUGCAGGAGAUGAUCAUUCCUGCGGGCAAGGCCGGCCUUAUCAUAGGCAAAGGAGGAGAGACCAUCAAACAGCUCCAGGAGCGAGCUGGAGUUAAAAUGAUUCUUAUUCAAGAUGGAUCCCAGCCUCCGAACAUCGACAAACCCCUGCGCAUCAUUGGAGACCCCUACAAAGUGCAGCAAGCAAAAGAAAUGGUUAAUGAGAUUCUACGAGAAAGGGAUCAUGCAGGAUUUGGAGACAGAGCCGAGUACGGUUCAAGGAUGGGUGGAGGAGGAGGAGGAGGUGGUGGUGGAGGUGGCGGCGGUGGUGGUGGUGGUGGCGGCGGCGGCGGUGGCGGCGGCGGCGGCGGUGGCGGUGGCAUUGAUAUCGCCGUGCCCCGUCACUCUGUGGGAGUUGUAAUCGGCCGAAACGGAGAGAUGAUCAAGAAAAUCCAGAGCGAUGCUGGAGUGAAGAUACAGUUCAAACCAGAUGAUGGUACAGGUCCAGACAAAAUAGCUCACAUCAUGGGUCCACCGGAUCAGUGUCAGCAUGCAGCCUCCAUCAUUACUGACCUGCUACAGAGCAUCCGUGCCCGAGAAGAGGGCGGACAAGGAGGUCCCCCAGGCUCUGGUGGAGGGAUGCCCCCUGGAGGACGAGGGCGAGGUAGAGACCAAGGAAACUGGGGUCCUCCCGGUGGAGAGAUGACUUUCUCCAUCCCAGCUCAUAAAUGUGGGCUCGUCAUUGGCAGAGGAGGAGAGAACGUCAAGGCCAUCAACCAACAGACCGGUGCGUUUGUGGAAAUAUCUCGCCAGCCACCGCCAAACGGAGACCCAAACUUUAAACUGUUCACCAUCCGUGGGUCCCCGCAACAGAUUGAUCAUGCAAAGCAACUCAUAGAGGAGAAGAUUGAGGCUCCACUUUGUCCUGUGGGGGGUGGUCCUGGUCCAGGAGGCCCAGGUGGACCUGGUGGUCCGAUGGGUGGUCCAUACAACCCCAACCCUUAUAAUGCAGGGCCUCCUGGUGGUGCUCCUCAUGGAGCUUCACCUGGUGGUCCCCAGUUCUGUCCUCAGGGUUGGGGAAAUACCUAUCAGCAGUGGCAAGCUCCAGGUCCACAUGACCCCUCUAAGGCAGCGCAGGACCCGAACGCAGCAUGGGCAGCCUACUAUGCACAGUAUUACGGCCAACAGCCAGGAGGCGCAAUGGCAGCUCAGACUCCGGGAGCCCCUGCUGCAGCAGCACCAGGGGACCAGGGCCAGGCUGGACAGGCCUCUGGGGGGCAGCCUGAUUACACUAAAGCUUGGGAGGAGUACUAUAAGAAGAUGGGCAUGACCCAGCCAGCCGGAGGGGCAGCAGCUGCUCCAGGUGCAGCACCUGCUUCACAAGCAGCAGCAGGAGGAGGAGGUGCAGCUGGAGGCCAGCAGGACUAUAGUGCAGCCUGGGCUGAGUACUACCGACAGCAGGCCGCUUACUAUGGACAGGGAGGGCAGGCACCUGGACAGGCUGCUGGUCCACAGCAGGGACAACAGGCUUAAUAACUGACUGGCUUGGUCAGUCGGACGGUUGCAGCGGCUCUCUGGACUUUUUCUUUUUUCCCCACAUCAAGAGAUUUCCUUUUGGCUU
Messenger RNA from Notolabrus celidotus (New Zealand spotty), 2329 nucleotides. RefSeq names its product KH-type splicing regulatory protein (gene khsrp). Gene Ontology annotation, biological process: regulation of DNA-templated transcription. Lineage: Eukaryota; Metazoa; Chordata; Actinopteri; Labriformes; Labridae. The record is from RefSeq and is a predicted model, not a curated record. The transcript has 18 exons. Gene Ontology annotation, molecular function: mRNA binding. Gene Ontology annotation, cellular component: cytoplasm; nucleus. Bases 190 to 2241 code for a protein of 683 amino acids.